Molecule: messenger RNA, 2757 nt
Organism: Drosophila gunungcola (fruit fly)
Lineage: Eukaryota; Metazoa; Arthropoda; Insecta; Diptera; Drosophilidae
Product: sodium- and chloride-dependent glycine transporter 1-like
Exons: 11
Coding region: 474-2399 (641 amino acids)
Biological process (GO): sodium ion transmembrane transport
Cellular component (GO): membrane
Source: RefSeq, a predicted model, not a curated record
UCUUCAGUUUUCAGUCGUUCGCUGGCAGACGCGCCGACAACGUGCGUCGCAGUCGCAGCAGAUUCCGAUUCGGGUUUAGAUCGAGAUUUCGAUUUGGGAUUAGCAUUCGCGCAGUGCAAGUUUGCAGGAGUGUCGUGCGUGAUUGCAAAAAGUGACGCCUGGACAAAAUAGAAAAGUGCAGUGCUUGCAGGUGCAUGCAAAUGUUUACAAUUGCGGGGUGAAGCCGCCGGUGGCAAUAACAGCAUAUUAGAAGAUAAGCUAAAGCACUGAUUUCUACUACUUGUUCUUCGUGAAGUGACCCAGAAAAAUUCUGCUCAAAAACUAGGUCAGACUGCCAAAAAAGACGAAGCAAAACAAAAGCGGAACAAAACGGCAUGAACUUGGAACGAAAAGCAGCUGGUCCAUUUUAAUUGAGACUUGAGAGUUUUAAGUAUUUUGGGCUUUCCCACCUGGUGGCCACUGGAUGAGCCACCAUGAAGGGCAUCUGCGGUGAGCAGCUCAACAACUGCAUGCUCCUGGGCGACUGUGAAAACAGCGAACAUGGUGCAGGUUUAUCCGGAGAUUUUACGGGAGGGGGCGUGGAAAUGGAGUCCGGAAAUGGAAUGGGUGGCAGUUUGGCGUCUGCCGCCCGUCGAAUCCGGAAUCGACAGGUGCACAGCAUGGCGGUAAGAUCAGGCAGUGCCUAUGAUACCUUGGAGCGACCCUAUCGGCACGACAAAUCACGGGGUCGUUGGGCCAAAUCGGCGGACUUCUACUUCGCCAGCUGUACCCAUGCCUUCAGUUCGCUGAUCUUCUCCGAACUCUCCACCUUUGGUGUAUUGCACGGCGGUUGGUUAUUAUUCAUAAUCGCCUACCUCAUGGGAAUGUUCUUUUACUCGCUGCCAAUAUUUUUGAUCCAAGCAUUUCUGGGACAAUUCUCAUCAUCUGGAAAUAUAUCAGCUUUUCGGGUGGCGCCCAUAUUCAAAGGCAUCGGCUAUGCUAUUCUGAUGCUCAAUCUAGGCACUUUAACCUACUACAGCAUUGGAUCUGUUGUGCCACUUAUUUAUACCGUGAAUUCCCUACAUAAGGUAAUACCCUGGAUGAGUUGCAACAACACUUGGAAUACCAAGGAAUGCUCCUUACACGAUAACUACGAUGUCGAUGACUACACGGUCGCUCCACAUUCCACUGUUGAGUUCUUUAGAUCGGCGAUUGCCUCUACUGAAGAAGGUUCCGGUUCAUUGAGCAUAUCAUGGUCCAUGCUAAUAGGCGUUUUGGCCAUUUGGCUGCUGGUUCUGGCCAUGCUGCUCAAGCCAGUCGCUUUUAUUGGUAAAACCCUGCGAUGUUCCUGUGUGCUGAUGUUCGGCUCUUUUCUGGCUGUGUUUUUGUACGCUGUUAUUCACAAACGAGUUAGUUUUGACACCCUGGAAUAUUAUUGGAUGCCCCAGUUGGACAGCUUCACGAGCGUAAUGGCCACAUCGCGCACCGCCCUUCUGAUGGCCGGAGUGGCCUUGGGACCCGGAUGGGGCAGUAUUAUAACCCUGUCCAGUUACAACAGCUUCCGCAGCGAUGCCGAAAGAUUAAGCACCUGGGUGUGUCUAACUCAUAUCACGAUCGGAUUGAUGGGUCUUCUCUGCUGCAAUGUUGCCCACGAUCACUUUGAAGAUCAUGUGGGCAUGAUGCCAUUACAUGUGGAUGAGAAGCAUCAUAUGCAGUUCCUUUACCUUUGUUUCUCCUAUUUGUUUGGACGGUUUACCACCACACCAAAUCUCUGGGCUGUUCUCUUCUUUGGCAUGAUAUUCUUAUCGGAAAUAUGUGCCCUGAUCAUCCAAAUGAUGAACGUUCUUACUGCUUUGUUCGAUGAGUUCGAGACGCUGCGAUCAAGAAGAACAACAGUAAUUUGCUCUCUAGUCCUCUGCCUCACAGCCUCCUCUGUGUAUUUUUGUACCCAGUUGGGCUUUAGUCAGCUGACCCAGCUGCCCAAUUUGGCCGUUUUCAGCCACGUAUUUAUUUCAGGAGUGCUUCUUCUGAUGACCACUUGGGUUUAUGGUCGAGUGCGUUUCCAGUGCGAUUUGCAGUUUAUGCUGGGCAAAACGAUCUCAAGUUUCAAAAUUUUCUUUAUCCGCUUUGCCACGCCCAUUUUUCUGGGUCUUUGUUUGUUUCAACUCAGCUUUUUACUUCUACGUGAUAAGGUCGACGAUGUCCUGAUUUAUGUGAGUCAGGGCUUGAUUCUCCUGACGGCCAUAUCGUAUAUGGUCUUUAAGGUGUCGCGGACGAACGGCGAUUGGCGCCAGCGAUUGCAACAGUGCCUCGCACCACACGACUGGCAUCCGGUGGAUGCGGAUAACCGGCGAUUCUACGAGGAAAUCAUGGGCAUCUCCGAGAUGCUGGUGAUCGAUGCCAAUGCCAAUACCACAUAGUGCCUAAUUAACGAAUACUCUUUAGAUCAAAACUCAACACUUUAAUCGUCGCCACAUGACAAAGGAACUGAACUGAACUCACUUUUAUUAUACACCCAUAAGCGGUCACACUUACACACUUACACCCGAAAAAAAAAACUACACACUCGCGCACGAUUGUACAUAUGUACAUAUAUGCAGAUCAAGUGCAAACGGUGAUCGUUGAUUUUUAAAUGGAAUUGUACUGAUAUUUUCCAAAUGCUAGCUAUAGUGAACUAUAAACUGGUGAUAUUUAGUAGUUGCCCACUAAAAAGUUCAACAAGCUUCGGCCAAAAAAUAUUGUUACGAAUUAAUAAAGUUUUACCUUUUAGCUACGUAA